Messenger RNA from Fulmarus glacialis (Northern fulmar), 2130 nucleotides. RefSeq names its product phosphodiesterase 10A (gene PDE10A). NCBI's taxonomy places the organism in Eukaryota, Metazoa, Chordata, Aves, Procellariiformes, Procellariidae. The transcript is spliced from 12 exons. The record is from RefSeq and is a predicted model, not a curated record. The annotation marks the transcript as partial. Gene Ontology annotation, molecular function: protein binding; 3',5'-cGMP-stimulated cyclic-nucleotide phosphodiesterase activity. Gene Ontology annotation, biological process: signal transduction; negative regulation of receptor guanylyl cyclase signaling pathway.
AUAUAUGCAAAAAACCUGGUGAAUGCAGAUAGGUGUGCACUCUUCCAGGUUGACCACAAAAAUAAGGAGCUGUAUUCAGACCUUUUUGAUAUUGGAGAAGAAAAUGAUGGGAAACCUGUCUUCAAGAAGACCAAAGAAAUAAGAUUUUCUAUAGAAAAAGGAAUAGCUGGUCAAGUGGCAAGAACAGGAGAAGUCCUUAACAUCCCUGAUGCCUAUGCAGAUCCACGCUUUAACAGAGAAGUAGACCUCUACACAGGCUACACAACCAGAAAUAUCCUGUGCAUGCCUAUUGUAAGCCGAGGAAGUGUAAUAGGUGUUGUGCAGAUGGUGAACAAAAUAAGUGGAAGUGCCUUCUCUAAAACUGAUGAGAACAACUUUAAAAUGUUUGCAGUCUUUUGUGCUUUAGCCUUACACUGUGCUAAUAUGUACCACAGAAUUCGCCAUUCAGAGUGUAUUUACCGUGUAACGAUGGAGAAGCUAUCCUACCACAGUGUUUGUACAGCAGAAGAGUGGCAAAACCUCAUGCACUGUACACUGCCUCCACAUAUUUAUAAAGAAAUUGAACUAUACCACUUUGAUAUCAGUCCGUAUGAGGAUGUCUGGCCUGCCAUUUUUGUCUACAUGGUUCACCAGUCCUGUGGGACAGCCUGCUUUGAACUUGAAAAGCUAUGCCGAUUUACUAUGUCUGUAAAGAAGAACUAUCGCCGUGUGCCCUACCACAACUGGAAGCAUGCAGUUACUGUUGCACAUUGCAUGUAUGCCAUACUUCAGAACAACCAGGGGCUUUUCACUGAUCUAGAGCGAAAAGGUCUUUUAGUUGCAUGCCUGUGUCAUGACCUGGAUCACAGAGGUUACAGCAACAGCUAUCUUCAGAAAUUUGAUCACCCCUUAGCUGCUCUCUAUUCCACGUCAACAAUGGAACAGCACCACUUUUCGCAGACUGUGUCCAUCCUGCAGCUGGAAGGGCACAAUGUCUUCUCCAAUCUGAGCUCCAGCGAAUAUGAGCAAGUACUUGAGAUCAUCCGGAAAGCCAUCAUCGCCACAGACCUUGCCCUGUAUUUUGGAAAUAGAAAACAGCUUGAAGAGCUGCAUCAGACGGGAGCAUUAAACCUUAAGAACCAAGCACACAGAGAUAGAGUGAUUGGUCUGAUGAUGACGGCUUGUGAUUUGUGUUCUGUAACAAAGUUGUGGCCAGUUACCAGACUGACGGCCAAUGAUAUAUAUGCGGAAUUCUGGGCUGAGGGUGAUGAAAUGAAGAAAACAGGUAUUCAACCUAUUCCUAUGAUGGACAGAGACAAGAAGGAUGAAGUCCCUCAGGGUCAGAUUGGGUUCUACAAUGCUGUAGCCAUCCCAUGUUACACCACACUUGCACAGAUCUUUCCUCCAACUGGGCCACUACUCCGAGCAUGCAGGGACAAUCUCAACCAAUGGGAGAAAGUAACAAGAGGUGAGGAAGCCUCUAUAUGGAUUCCCUCCCAGUCCCUUGCUCCUGGGACCUCAGAUUCACUUCCUGUGAAGAUCGAUGACUGAACCGCAGCAACAGAUUGCUUUAACCUGAAGAGCAUCCCUUCCUGUUUUGGGGGUUGUUUUUUGUUUUGUUUCAUUUUUAUUUGGAAAAAAAAAGGAAAAAGAAAAGCUACAAAAUGCUAACUAAGAAGCAGAUCUGCCUAGGAAGGUAACACCCUUGGAGUUACCUCAGCUAAAUGACUCUGGCAGCCAAUCGCCUGACCUACACCGGUGACACAACGUGAACAGAAGGAAAACGACAACCCAGAUGUUUUGGAAUCAGCUAUCAAAAGAGAACUUAGAACUUGUGAAUAUAAAAGACUGGCCUUAUCUCAUGGGCUACAUUGCUGAGGCCUUAAUUUAAAACUGAUGGGGGAAAAAAAAAUCUUAGGGGGUACUUCUAAAUUGUAUCUUUCUAGUAAGGGUUUCAAUGGUACUUUUAUUAUACCGUACUGUGGCUGGCUUUAACACCAGUGUCACUUGGGAGUUCUUGGCUAUAAAUAGAACAAUAUACCCAUUGCUAUUGUGAAUGUUUAUGUGUGAUCUACUUGUAAUCAGUUUGAACUCCAGCAGAAUCCUUGGAGACUAUAAUUCAUGCUUAGGUUACAGUGAAUUCUCUUGCUG